GCCUCACGAAAGAACCACGCACCCGUGGCUAUGUGGUCAUCGAACCCACCCCACCCAAUAUCAUAUUCUUCGAACCAUCCACUGCCUCAUGGGUCCGAUCUCCCAACACUCGACUCGAACCCCUCUCGCUCUCUCUCUCUCUCUCUCUCUCUCUCUCUCUGUGUGUAUUGCAGCAACCUAGGUCUUCAAAACUUGCUUGUCUGAGAGACCAAAUCAAUGACCUAUUCAUCUAUAUCUAUCUACAUAUAUAUAUAAAGACAGUGGUGGUUUGUGGUGGCGCAAGAGCUUGAGAGAGCGAGUCUUGUCUGAUGAAUCGUCGUUUCAUACACCACGGAAAAUGUUGGCAACAAUCACAGUACAUCGCCUGCGCACGUUAGUCCUCCUCACCAAUUCCAUUGAAAACCAAUCGUCUCCAUGUCUAGGCUUUUGACAAUUAGGAAUAUUAGGACAGUUGCACAUUCUAUUCGUGCAAACCAGAGGAACUUUUAUUCAGAAGGAAGUAAAUAUGGGGCAGCUGUUACAGCCGGGUUACAUUCCCCCCAAUACAGAUUAUACUCGCAGUAUAUUUUUCCUAUUCGGGAACAUGCUUCAUUCGCGGGGUACAAAAUCAAGGGCAGUUUUGGCAAGAUUAGUUUCUCGAGUAAAUUUUCUACCAUCCCUGCAAGUAACACAGUAGCACAUCAUGCCCAAGUUGCUUGGAAGAGACUCUCACAGAUGUCUUCUCAGAAUUGCCAGACUUCCCUUCUCAUAAGUAGGACUGCUCAAGCAGUUAGUUUGGCCUUGAGCCGAUCUUACAUGGUUGUUCCUGGUAUAUUUGCCUUGACAUGUGGCAAUCUAGCAUUGGCACAAACAUCAGCAGACAUGGACCCUUUCUACUCAAGAAAAGCUUUGUACAUGCGUGCUGAAGAUGGGCAUGCUUUUGUGACCUCAUUAUUAUUUGCAGUGUUUGAAGGAGUGGUCUUGUUGCUAAGAGCUAUUUAUUUGGCAAUUUUGUUCUCACCCAGCAUAGUCAUGGGCCCAUUUGCUGAUUGUUUUGGACCUCAAUUUAGAAAAACAUGGCUUCAGGUUGUACAUCAUACACUUGAAAGAGCGGGCCCAGCAUUCAUAAAAUGGGGCCAGUGGGCAGCUACACGGCCAGAUCUCUUCCCUAGAGAUUUAUGCUCUGAACUUUCAAAGCUUCACACCAAAGCUCCUGAACACAGUUUUGCAUAUACAAAAAAGACUAUCGAAAAAGCUUUUGGUCGUAAGCUUUCUGAAAUUUUUGAUAAUUUUGAGGAGGCACCUGUAGCAUCUGGAAGUAUUGCUCAAGUCCAUCGAGCUUCAUUGAAUUAUCGAUACCAUGGUCGACAAAUCAAGCCUAUUGUAGUUGCAGUGAAAGUUAGACAUCCUGGUGUUGGUGAAUCGAUUAGAAGAGAUUUUGAGAUAAUUAAUAUUGUAGCAAAGUGUUCAAAGUUCAUUCCUACUCUGAAGUGGUUAAGAUUGGAUGAGAGUGUCCAGCAAUUUGCAGUUUUUAUGUUGUCUCAGGUUGACCUUGCAAGGGAAGCUGCCCAUCUAAGCCGCUUUAUUUACAAUUUUCGUCGAUGGAAGGAUGUUUCUUUUCCAAAGCCCGUUUAUCCCCUUGUGCAUCCUGCAGUUUUGGUGGAAACUUUUGAGCAAGGGGAAAGUGUGGCGUACUAUGUUGAUGAGCUUGAAGGGCAUUGUCGCCUUAAAAGUGCACUUGCGCACAUUGGGACUCAUGCACUUUUGAAGAUGCUUCUAGUGGACAACUUUAUUCAUGCAGAUAUGCAUCCUGGAAAUAUCCUUGUCCGGGUACCUCAAAGCAAGUCUUCUCAGAAACGGCUCUUUAAGUCAAAGCCUCAUGUUGUCUUCAUUGAUGUAGGCAUGACUGCCGAACUUUCUAACAGUGACAGAGUAAAUUUGGUGGAAUUCUUUAAGGCUGUUGCCCGUAGAGAUGGUCGCACUGCAGCAGAGUGCACACUCAGCUUAUCUAAGCAACAGAACUGCCCAAAUCCUGAGGCUUUCAUUAAGGAAGUGACAGAAUCAUUUGAUUUCUGGGGUACUCCAGAAGGUGAUGUGGUUCAUCCUGCUGACUGCAUGCACCACCUACUUGAGCAAGUUAGGCGUCACAGAGUCAAUGUUGAUGGCAAUGUCUGCACUGUGAUGGUUACGAUUUUGGUUCUUGAGGGUUGGCAACGGAAGCUUGAUCCAGACUAUGAUGUUAUGCACACACUGCAAACAUUGCUUCUCAAAGUUGACUGGGCAAAGUCACUCUCGUAUACAAUCGAAGGGCUUAUGGCUCCGUAAAACAUUAUUUGUCUGUGUUACUAUUUCUCCACAAUUUUGGCUGUGUAAAACCCAAAACUGUAUAUCAGUCCUGAGAAAUCACUUUAGAGUCUCUCUUAGGUCUGUUUUCUUUUACUUUCAGCUGGCUCUUAUUGUGUGCCUCACCAUCCAUUAAUUUUACAAGGAAAAUUUUGUAUUUACUAUUGUCGUUUUCCCCCACAAAAAGUUACUGUUCACUCUAAUUCUUCCUCUGAGAAGUGAAAAGUAUAUAAGAGCAAAAGAAAGAAAUAAAGGAAUUAUUCUUUGAUCUGUUGAUUAUUCAAUUAA
Camellia sinensis is the source of this 2610-nucleotide messenger RNA. Its product is annotated as Protein kinase superfamily protein. NCBI's taxonomy places the organism in Eukaryota, Viridiplantae, Streptophyta, Magnoliopsida, Ericales, Theaceae. The record is from RefSeq and is a predicted model, not a curated record.